Molecule: messenger RNA, 815 nt
Organism: Lactuca virosa
Lineage: Eukaryota; Viridiplantae; Streptophyta; Magnoliopsida; Asterales; Asteraceae
Source: the annotation of a GenBank genome assembly
CUCUUAAUUCUUUAUUGUAUGUUUUUUAUGCAGAAGUUGAAAUCUAGUCCUCCAUGGAGAUGGAGAAGAGGCUGAGAGAAUAUCUACGAGUAACCCAGCAAGAUUCCGACCGAAUCACCCGACUCAACAUCACUCGACCUGAAGCCGUCUACUGUUUCUACACAGAGUUCAACCUUAGAGGCAUACGACUCCACCGAUUUCAACCCGAUUCUUUGACUUGCUCUUUCACAGUUCCCCCUCACCUUACUGAUAGGAAUGGAAAUCUAGCUGCGGGUGCAAUUGCGGGUUUAGUAGAUGUGAUUGGUGCGACUUUGGUGUAUGAGAAGGAUGUAUCUUUUAAUGUUUCUACGGAUAUGUCUAUUUCUUACUUUUCUACGGCCAAAUUUAAUGAUGAGUUGGAGAUUAGCGGAAAGCUUCUUGGUAGAAAAGGGGGAUACUGCGGAACCCUUGUGGUUCUGAAAAAGAAAGCAACCACAGAGGUGAUUGCCGAAGGACGACAUUCACUGUUUUGUAAACCAAUUAGCAAAAUCUAAAAUAAGAUUACUCUUCUCAUUAUAUAAUUUUGAAGCAAUGCAUGUUUGUCCUAACGAUAACAAGGACGCCCAUGUGGUUCUUAAAAAGGCCGACGGUUUGCUUCAACAACCUGCUUUUGGUGUUUGAUGUUUUUCUAUGUUUCUCCUUUUUUAAUGAAUAUACAUCCUUGAGGAGCUGGAAGGUGUAUCAUAUAAUUUGUGUAAUCAUAUGUAAUACAUUAUUUAUUUGUAGAAAAUUUAUUUUUAAAGCUCGUCGGAAGACAAGUCUAAACAAGAAAACCC